Messenger RNA from Debaryomyces tyrocola, 1704 nucleotides. Lineage: Eukaryota; Fungi; Ascomycota; Pichiomycetes; Serinales; Debaryomycetaceae. The record is from the annotation of a GenBank genome assembly.
AUGAAUUAUCAAGCGUAUGGAGUUACACCUCCUAUAUCGGUGGCUAACCCCACGCCGAAGGAGAAUAGUUUAAAUGAUUCGUUGAUCAAGGAAUUAAAGGCUAGAGGAUCGUUUGAGAGCGAGGCAGCGACUAAAAAGAGAGUAGAGGUGCUUCAUAUAUUGCAGAAAUUGACGGAGGAAUUUGUUUACACCGUUUCGAUUAAUAAAAACAUGAACGAGGGGAUGGCGAAGGAUGCUGGAGGAAAGAUAUUUACGUUCGGGUCGUAUCGAUUAGGGGUGUAUGGACCAGGAUCCGAUAUCGAUACGUUGGUGGUGGUGCCGAAACAUGUCACCAGGAGCGAUUUCUUUGAGGUGUUCGAUAAGAUCUUGAGAAAGAGACCCGAGUUGGAGGAAAUAGCGCUGGUACUGGAUGCGUACGUUCCGAUCAUUAAGAUGGAAUUUGGGGGGAUCUCGAUCGAUCUUAUAUGUGCCAGGUUGGACAUUCCGCGGAUCCCAAAAGACUUGAAAUUGGAUGACAAGAACUUGCUCAGAAACAUUGACGAGAAGGACCUUAGAUCGUUGAACGGUACCAGAGUUACCGACGAGAUUUUGACGUUGGUCCCCAAGCCAACGGUGUUCAAGCAUGCCCUUAGAUGUAUUAAAAUGUGGGCCCAACAGAGAGCGAUUUAUGCCAAUGUGUUUGGAUUCCCGGGUGGUGUUGCGUGGGCCAUGUUGGUGGCCAGAAUAUGCCAGCUUUAUCCAAAUGCGGUGAGUGCUGUUAUUGUCGAGAAGUUCUUUCAUAUAUACGCCCAAUGGAGCUGGCCGCAACCGGUGUUGCUUAAACCGAUAGAAGAUGGACCUUUACAGGUGAGAGUGUGGAAUCCAAAGUUAUACCCACAUGAUCGCCAACAUAGAAUGCCUGUUAUUACCCCUGCUUAUCCAUCGAUGUGUGCUACUCAUAAUAUCACCAGCUCUACUCAAAAAAUUAUUUUAGACGAAUUCAAAAGAGGCAUUGACAUAAUGAGCCAAAUCAGCAUGAAUAAAAGCACCUGGUCAGAUCUCCUUGCUAGACACACCUUUUUCUAUAAGUACAAAUUUUACUUAUGUAUCGUAGCGGCGACGCAGGGCUCGUCUGAAGAUCAUCUUAAAUGGGGAGGAAUGGUUGAAAGUAGAUUAAGACUCUUAAUUCAGAAACUAGAAAUGACUGAAGGUAUUGAGAUUGCACAUCCAUAUGUAAAGCCCUUUGAAAAUAGUUAUGCAUGCGAAAAUCCAGCCCAAGCUGAAGAAGUUAUAAACACAUAUGGAACACUCCAAGGCGAAAGUAUCACUAAAGAUCUUUCAGAGCCAGUAAAGAAUAAGGGAGAGGAAAACGGGACAGUAGAUAAAGAGGAAGAAAAAGAAGGAAAGCAUUCUAUAGAGGUUCAUCUUACGAAGCUCUUCGUUGGUUUGGAUAUUGACCUAAACAAAGGAAGCGACAAGAAACUCGACAUCCAGUAUCCAUGUUCAGAAUUCUUUAAUAUAUGUAAAGGAUGGCAAACUUAUGACGAAAAGCUUCAUUCUAUUCAAAUAAAGCAUGUUAAACUUUACGAUUUACCUAAUGAUGUAUAUAUCGAGGGAGAAGAAAGGCCAGUUAAGAACUCCAAAAGAAAAAGAUCAGCGACUAAAGAUCAAGGUAAAAAGAGGCCGAAGAGUGUCGGUACGGCUACUACAGUCGCAAGUAGUUAA